Messenger RNA from Trichomycterus rosablanca, 3572 nucleotides. It is a transcript of the gene opa1, whose product is annotated as OPA1 mitochondrial dynamin like GTPase. The coding region runs from base 85 to 3174 and encodes 1029 amino acids. Gene Ontology annotation, cellular component: mitochondrial membrane; microtubule; cytoplasm. Gene Ontology annotation, molecular function: GTPase activity; microtubule binding; GTP binding. The transcript is spliced from 31 exons. The record is from RefSeq and is a predicted model, not a curated record. Gene Ontology annotation, biological process: mitochondrial fusion. Lineage: Eukaryota; Metazoa; Chordata; Actinopteri; Siluriformes; Trichomycteridae.
AUAUUAUUAACAACAAUGAAUUCAACUGCGAUUUAAACACAGAUACACAGAACUAAAAAAAAUCAGCUUUAUUUUCAUGACAGUAUGUUACGAGCAGGACCUGCUGUGGCCUGCAUGGCAUGCAGGAACAUCUUCCCAUCAAGGACUGGGAUGAGGUUUGGAGUGCCCCUGCAAAAACUGCACCCUCUGUCUCGUGCCAUUCACCAUCGCUACUCGGCCAACAGCAACUCCCAGAGGCCCCCGCACUGUUCAGCCGCUCGUCAUUUUACAUCCCUGUCCAGACUUCCUUUACGUCCACCAAAGUAUCGAGCUGGAGGGCAUGGUUACCAGCAGCAGCGCUCCUUCUGGGUCGCCCGUCUGGCUUCUAGGCUGCUAAAGCUUCGCUACAUCCUGCUGGGAUCAGCUGUCGGAGGAGGUUACACUGCAAAAAAGACAUACGAUGAAUGGAAGGACAUGUUUCCUGACCUGAGCGAGUACACAUGGAUCAUUCCUGACUUUGUAUGGGAACUUAGUGAAAAUAUAGAUUUCGAAAAGCUAGCCAGUGCUUUACCUGAGAUUGAGGAGAUCGCCAAGCUGCUGCCAGACUUUGAGAAGAUAGGCGAGAACUUCACCUUCCUCAAAGGCCUUCUCUCUACUGGUGUGAGUAGUGCUGUCUAUGGAGCUUCUGGUCUGCGUCUGUUGUUAGAAACUCCAGGUGAUCCAAACCUGAAUGGACCUGAGAUCCAUCCAACAGCAGCAGGUUCUGAGAGCAGUGACAAGUAUAAGAAGCAGGGGCUGCUCGGCGAACUCAUUCUCAUUCAGCAACAGAUCCAGCAGCACGAAGAGGAAGUUCGGCGGGCUGCGGCCAGUAACGAGGCCCGCCCCAGUCGGGUCUCGACUCCGCCCCCCACCCAAGGCCCGAAUUACCGCCACAAGUCAUCAGAUAAAGAAAAAAUUGACCAGCUUCAAGAGGAGCUUCUUCAUACCCAGCUAAAGUACCAGAGGAUGCUGGAACGUCUGGAGAGGGAGAAUAAAGACCUGAGGAAAGUGGUGUUGCGGAAAGAUGACAAAGGCAUUCAUCAGAGGAAAGUCAAGAAAUCUUUGAUUGACAUGUACUCUGAAGUCCUCGACAUUCUUUCAGAUUAUGACUCUAACUACAACACUCAGGAUCACCUGCCAAGGGUGGUGGUAGUAGGAGACCAGAGUGCAGGAAAGACCAGUGUGCUGGAGAUGAUCGCACAGGCUCGGAUCUUCCCCCGAGGCUCAGGAGAAAUGAUGACCAGAUCUCCAGUCAAGGUAACAUUAAGUGAGGGUCCUCAUCAUGUGGCCAUGUUCAAAGACAGUUCCCGGGAGUUUGACCUGGGAAAAGAGGAGGACUUGGCAGCACUGAGGCAUGAAAUUGAGCUGAGGAUGAGGAAGAGUGUGAAGGAUGGCCAGACAGUCAGUCCUGAGACCAUCUCUUUAAGUGUAAAGGGCCCAGGUAUCCAGAGAAUGGUUCUGGUGGAUUUACCAGGAGUGAUUAGUACUGUUACUACUGGCAUGGCUGCAGACACCAAGGAGACCAUCACCAGCAUCAGUAAAGCCUACAUGCAAAACCCAAACGCUAUCAUCCUCUGUAUUCAGGAUGGUUCAGUCGAUGCAGAACGCAGUAUAGUGACCGAUCUGGUCAGCCAGAUGGACCCUCAUGGAAAAAGGACCAUUUUUGUUUUGACCAAAGUGGAUCUGGCGGAGAAGAGCCUAGCCAGCCCCAGCCGAAUCCAGCAAAUAAUUGAGGGCAAGUUGUUUCCCAUGAAGGCUUUGGGUUACUUUGCUGUAGUGACUGGGAAAGGCAGCAGUAGUGAAAGUAUCGAUUCCAUUAAAGACUAUGAAGAAGACUUCUUUAGAAAGUCCAGAUUGCUAAGAGAGGGCAUACUGAAAGCUCACCAGGUGACGACGAAGAACCUGAGCCUGGCGGUGUCCGACUGCUUCUGGAAAAUGGUGCGAGAAUCGGUGGAGCAGCAAGCGGACGCAUUUAAAGCAUCUCGUUUCAACUUGGAGACUGAGUGGAAAAAUAACUACCCACGGCUGCGAGAGCUCGACAGGAAUGAGCUUUUUGAAAAAGCUAAGAAUGAGAUCCUGGAUGAGGUAAUCAGCAUGAGUCAAGUCACACCCAAACACUGGCAAUCAAUCUUGCAAAAGAAGCUCUGGGAAAGAGUGUCCACACAUGUCAUUGAGAACAUCUAUCUGCCUGCUGCCCAGACCAUGGACUCUGGCACCUUCAAUACCACAGUGGAUAUUAAACUAAAGCAGUGGACAGACAAGCAACUUCCACACAAAGCACUGGAGGUUGCGUGGGAGACUUUGCAAGAGGAAUUUGCCCGGUUCAUGGCCGAGUACAAAGGGAAAGACCAGGAUGACAUCUUUGACAAGCUAAAAGAGGCUGUGAAAGAUGAAAGCAUCAAACGACACAAGUGGAAUGAGCGAGCGCUGGAUAGUUUGCGAGUAAUCCAGCACAAUGCUCUGGAAGAUCGUUCUAUCACUGAUAAGCCUCAGUGGGAUGCUGCUAUCCAGUUCAUGGAGGAGACGCUGCAGUCUCGCCUUAAGGACACUGAGUCAGUGAUAGCAGAUAUGGUGGGGCCAAACUGGCAGGAGCGGUGGAUGCACUGGACGAAUCGCACACCAGAUCAGCACAUCCGUAAUGAAACCAAGAAGGAACUAGAGAGGCUGCUUAAGCUGCACGAGGACCACACAGCCUACCUGGCCAACGAUGAAGUCACUACUGUCCGCAAGAACCUAGAGGCCCGAGGAGUGGAGGUGGACCCAGUGUUGAUCAAGGACACAUGGCACCAGCUAUACCGACGCGACUUUUUAGAGAACGCCUUGUCUCACUGUAAUCUCUGCCGACGAGGAUUCUACUACUACCAGAGACACUUUGUAGACUCUGAGCUUGAGUGCAAUGACGUAGUUUUGUUCUGGAGAAUCCAAAGGAUGCUGGGAAUCACAGCCAACACUCUCCGGCAACAGCUCACCAAUACUGAGGUGCGGCGUUUGGAGAAAAACGUAAAGGAGGUGCUGGAGGACUUCGGCGAGGACAACGAGAAGAAGGUUCAGCUGAUCACAGGCCGAAGAGUUCAGCUGGCUGAAGACCUCAAAAAAGUACGAGAGAUUCAGGAGAAGCUUGAAGCCUUCAUAGAAGCUCUUCACAAGGAAAAGUAGUGGUUCAGAAACUUCAGAUUCCAUCAUGUGUUCGGAGAUGACUGCACUGAUCAAAAGCAUCGCUGCUUUUUUUGUACGUGCUUUUCUUCUGUUUUUAGCCCUCGGUGCUUUAGCCCUCGAUUACUUCUCACACAAGCACUUAAGCCCCAACCGAACCUGGCCUUCGCUCUUUAAACCUGCCCCCCUGUGAAAACAAGUCAAGUGCACAGGAGCCUCUUUAACUUUGCUGAACAUUUGACCACAGCUGGGUAGGAGCGCUUGCACAAGUAGUAAAAAGUGUACGUACAACCCAUGCUUCAUUCUUCUCUCCUGUAGCACAUAAAAGCACUUCACUAGAAAAUGUCUAGGAUGAAAAGACAGACAGCUUUGGUGUGUUUCCAAUAAAUCAACAAUUUGUA